Molecule: messenger RNA, 225 nt
Organism: Acaulospora morrowiae
Lineage: Eukaryota; Fungi; Glomeromycota; Glomeromycetes; Diversisporales; Acaulosporaceae
Source: the annotation of a GenBank genome assembly
AUGAAUAAUGCGAAACAUAUUCUUCGUUGGAGAAUUGAUCUUUAUGUUAGUGCGAUGAAAGGGUUAGAGGAAAGACAGUUUGAAACACUGAUGGCGGCGGGAAAAGCGAUAGCGAGUUUUCCCCAGUGUUUUUUGGAAUGGGAGCCAUUUGAAAGAGAUUGUUGUAUACUCUGCAAGGAAUUUUGGUUGCCUUUAUAUAAUCAACGAGGAUCCUAUGAUCAACCU